Molecule: messenger RNA, 2105 nt
Organism: Polyodon spathula (Mississippi paddlefish)
Lineage: Eukaryota; Metazoa; Chordata; Actinopteri; Acipenseriformes; Polyodontidae
Product: clathrin heavy chain linker domain-containing protein 1-like
Exons: 12
Coding region: 85-1881 (598 amino acids)
Source: RefSeq, a predicted model, not a curated record
UACCACAAACAUUUUCGUGAUAGCAGGCAGGUUGAUCUGGCGCUAUUGACCGGAAAACUUUCCAUCAGGAGGUACAUAACAAGAAUGUCGAGAUCUUCACCCGCAAACUCUUCGUUCAAUGGAUGUGCCGUUCUUCCUCCUAUUAUCAGUGCCAGAGACAAGAAUUUCUUGGACUCAGUCUAUCAAUUUAUAGAGAGCGAACAAAAAACAGUAGGAUGCCCAGCUAAAGGCCCAGAUGAGCAACUGUAUAUCAUUCACAGCGUUGCAUUUGACAAGGUAAUUGAGCAUGCUACUGUGUACAAGAGCAUUCUCACCGCCAUUAAACAGGCAUACGAUGACUGCAUUGGUGCUGUAAGAAAAGGUCACAAAGAUGCCAGAUUCAUUCAUGGGAAGUUGAAGGCCGUGGCUGCUGAGCCAACAACUCUCACAUACUCUAUAAAAAGAGCUGCUCAGCUUCAAGAAAAAAUUGAGAUCAUCAAAAAGGACUCUGCUGAACUUGAUGCUCAGAUUCAGAAAAUCAGGGAAUCAAGGAAAAAACAAACCCGGAGCCCAGAAGAAGCAUCUAAAAAAAGAGAAGUUAAUUCUUCAGCCAGAAUUCCAGGCUUGACAUUUGAAGAAUCUUUAAACCCUGAAGUUUUGACCAAGCAUCUUGAGUAUCUGGAAGGAAAGCUGACAGAAAUUAAGCAAAAAAAGAACAGCCAUUAUGUCCCAUUGCAUGUGAAGGCUGAGGUAGACCACAAAAUGAAACAAACAUUUGAACAAAGGGAAGAGCUAGCGGCAGAAAAUGAAAAGCUGAGACUAAGGUACAGACAAAUGAAGUUACUGGCUGAUGCAGUUUCCUCCUGGGAAAGAUCAGAUGGAAAUAUUCCGUUACUUGAGUUCAUGUCGCCGACAUUAAAGCAAGUGUCAGAACUCAAAGUCACAGAUGCAGCUUACUAUAGCAUGGAUUCAGUGGGAUUUGAAGAGGACGAUCCCUUGAAGAUCAAGGCUUCAGAACUUCUGCUAGAAUACAUAGAAAGGUUUCUGGAACUUUUUGAAGGCGGUCAUUAUGAGGCAGCUGCAUUCCAUGCUGCCAAUUCCCCACAUGGAGUCCUGAGGAACUCAAAAACCAUGAAACGAUUCAAAGCGAUCACUGAAUACAAAGGAAAAUUCCCUCCUCAGCUGCUCUUCUUCCAGGCUCUGAUGAUCUCAAGUAACGAAGUCAAACACCCUCCUGAUGCGGACAUGUCUGUGGAAGGGGUGCUGUGUGCUUUAAAGUACAACUGUCUGGAGUCUGUUGUUAACUGGGUAACCCAGAAGAGGCUAACCUAUUCCAAGAAACUAGCAGAGGUACUUUGUGAAUUUGGGGAGAGCAAACCUGAGAUAAAUGAUACGUGCCUUGCUCUAGCGCAACUAGUUUACACGCACUGUGCUGUACACAGGGAGGCAGCUCUGUGUAUGUGCAAGAGGGGUAUGGUCCAUGGGGCCAUAGACUAUAUCUACCACUGUAAAAAAUUCAAUAUGGAUGACUGCCUUUACCUGCUGAAGCACUGCCACAGUCCUCAACUGCUUCAGUCUCUGACUCACAAGUACAAUGGUAGGCCUGCAGCACUGUCAGUGGGGCUCACUGUUUUGUCACUGACCUCAGCAAACAUCAAGAGCAUUGGGUUUCAGCUACUGGAGAAUAUCUAUGCUUGUGGGAAAAGUGUGCUGGAGCAGACAAUCCUUAAUGAUGUGAUGUGUAACCCAGAAGAAUGGAAUCAGAUCGCAGAAAUGUGUGAAAACAAUGAAUACAGCCACUUGGCUAAAGAGAUCAUCAAUAUUCUUUCAGCACAGGCUGGAGUGGUAGAACUUUCAAACUGCGCUGAAGAUGCCAAACUGGUAGAACACAUUUUUAUGUAAACCCUGCUGCUAACCAGCAGAGGGAGCUCUUGUCCCACCUUUCUGUUGCCACAAGCUUAAAUGUAUGUUCCAAACUGUUGAAAAAAUUAGUUUGCAUUGUAUUUAUUCAAAAAUGCUAGUUGAAAUAUGCUUUACAAUAAAGUAACUGCACAUAUGAUCACUACCCAAGAAUCUUACUUUCUAUCCAUGUUGAAGCUGCGCUUUCACAUUUACUGUAUCAUGAU